CCCCCCCCCUCCAAUCUCCCCAUCCCCCACUCCGUGUAUCUGCGCUAUUGCUGCUGCUGAAUCCUGAAGAGGAAACCGACAGGGUCGAGAAAGAAAACGAGAAGGAUACGCAUACACGUUGAACAACCUGGAGUGAGUGAGUGAACUGGAAAUAAAGGCAACGCGUUCAACUGCAUUACACUGAUUGCAUAUCCAUUCCCUACAUUAGCUUUUCCGAAAAUGGCAAGCGGGCACCCUACUGACAAAUUCAGUUUCUUGUACCAACCUGAAAGCUGUCAAAACUUGAAGAGCAAAAGUAGACUGUCUUCCACAAUGAAUCCUGUUUACAGUCCCGUUCAGCCAGGGACACCCUACGGAAAUCCUAAGAACAUGGCCUACCCAGAUUAUAGAGGUUCUCCCGAAUGUCACUCCCCGAUGUGCCAGUGUCAAUCAUCCUCCUGGAGAGCUCCUGUCUUCUGGACAUAUGGAAGUAGUCUGCUUUCUAGUGGGGCUGGGUAUCUUUAUUAUGGAUAUCCCGCUGGUUACCCAACAACUGCACCCACCUAUACACCCAAUCUUUACCCAACGGGCAGUCCUGGCUACCCCCAAGUGCUGCUGGUGAAGCAGGGCUGGCCGCAGACCUCAACCUCUGGUGCCACUGAGGGUUCCUAUGACCUCCCAGUGGAUGCUGGGACUGAGAACCGAACUUACCAAGCCUCUUCUGCUGCAUUCAGAUACACUGCUGGGACUCCCUAUAAGGUCCCUCCAACUCAGACUAAUGGAGCCCCUCCACCCUACUCCCCAUCACCAAACCCCUACCAGACUGCCAUGUAUCCAAUCAGAAGUGCCUAUCCACAGCAGAAUCUCUAUGCCCAGGGAGCUUAUUACACACAGCCUAUGUAUGCAGCCCAGCCUCAUGUAAUCCACCACACCACCGUGGUGCAGCCUAACAGCAUUCCCUCUGCCAUCUACCCUGCCCCAGUCCCCGCCCCCAGGACCAAUGGGGUCGCCAUGGGUAUGGUUGCCGGGACCACCAUGGCAAUGUCAGCAGGGACCUUGCUGACAACGCCUCAGCACACUCCAAUAGGCCCACAUCCCGUUUCCGUGCCAACAUACCGGCCUCAAGGAACACCUGGGUACAGCUAUGUGCCCCCACACUGGUAAACUCACCGGCCCAUUUCAUAUCUGGAGUCAAACAUUGUAUGCAACUACUCAAGUCUUACAUUGGUGCUCGAGUGCCCACACCACAGCACCGAGUGUUUGCAAGAACAAAAAAGUGCUCGGUUCACUUUAUGCAUUCUUUUUAGUGAUUUUUGUAAAAGCUGCUUUUUUCCAAAUUUCUGCCUCCUUGUUUUUUCCAUUUAUUUUAUUUCACAGUAACUCCAGACUGACACAGACCAGUGGUAGUAGUAAUGCUCUUUUUUGUAAUUCUAGUUAUUUCUAUAGUUUCAGCACAGGGCCAGUUCAGUGGUGAGAAUGUAUGCAUUAUUUUCUUACGCUGUCAAAAUGAAAGCAAAACCAACAAAAACAAAAAAAUAGACAUUAGCACAGCGUCUUAUUGAAAAAUGGCUGACAGACUUUUAUGCAUCAUUUAUUUUUUCUUCCAAUUUGGUUUGAAAAUUCCAUUCAUCUUCCAAUAAUGAAAAGGGUGUCUUCCAGUUUACUAGUGAUUUAUUAGGUAGACUAAUAAUUAUUAUUAUUAUUAUUUAUCUGCUGUAUGACAGUAUAAAUGUGGUAAUAAACUUCGAUUCUCACUAGUUAAGUCCGUAACAUUAGCUUUUACUGCUGGAUCUAGGAAGCAGUUUUAUUAGUACCGUAAAGAUCUGAAAUCUAAAUAAAUAUUUAUUUAUAUAUACAGAUAUAUAUAAGGCAGAGGAUUUAAUGAAGUUGAGAAAGUAGCCCCCCACUGAACUGAAGCAGUCAUCCAUUGGAGGAUUGGUGGCAGAUUGGUUAACAGAACUAUUCAGGAAAAUGUUAAGGAUUUAAAGGGACUUGGAGAUAGAGAUAGGCACCUGCACUGGAUAAGUACAGUGCAUAGAACUUUAGGCUGAGGUUACAAAUGAAAAGAACAGCUUUUGGAAAUGUCAAACCCAUUCGUAAUUGGCGACUCAAGGAAGGAUAUUGCCCUAUAUCCAUUACAGGCAAAUAUAGACCCUGUAAAACACACUGUUGACAAUAUGUUCUGUAUAGACCAACACAAUUUAGCAAAAAAUCUUAAGCUAUAAGAAUAGUGGUGGAAAUGUAGUGGGGAGAUUAAUUAAAAUGUUUUUAAAUGUGUAAGAAAUACCCAACGGGUUAGGAUCUUCUUGCCAAGGGGAGAGACUUGUCAUCUUUAAACUUGUUGACAGAGUCCCGGUAGUAGGUAUUGGGCAAGAGCAGAUUGAAGGCGGAUCAGUUUCAGCGUCGCCUCAUUGGAGGGUUUUAGGCUGGUAUUUGUUUAUCAUGUUGCUCCCCUGGGCUACAGCAACUUGCAUGUUUCCACUUCUAAAAUCUUCUAAUCCAAACGAUUUCAGCUGUUUCUUGCACUGGAACGGUUGUUUUCCCAGGAUGUUUAGUAAUGCUUUAUUCGUGUUAAAGCAAAUGACCUACCUGAGCAACUGACAGGAAUGCCCUUACACACAAGGGAAACGCAGCGAAUGACUAGAUGGUAAGAGAAAGAGUAAACACUCAGGCUUUUGAAGGAUAUUGAAAGAUGGGCAAACAUCCAAAUAACACAUUGCUGUGCUCCACUCCUGUCCUGUAUUUAACCCUUCGUUCUUUGCCUGCGGACACACCACUUUGUCUUUUUUUUUAAAAUACUGGCUCGUUUUACACACUCCAGACUCGCAUAGAAACACACUCGCUGACCAAGAUUGUGAUUCGUCUUGGUGUGUUUGCAACACUAUGAUUUUUCAAGUCAGUUGGAAUAUCAUCUCUCAAUGAUAGUACAGAACUGUGUGGCUCUGUAUCUACUGCAGACUGGGUCUUUGCACAUCAGUCUCUACAUUUAAAUUCAGUAAUAGUGACCACAUAUCAGAGUAACUCUAUUAAAUGAUGGUGUUUAGAUAUGUUGCACAGAACAUUUAUAAUAAACUAUGCUAAUUAAAAGGUACUUUUAAAUUCACAUGGGCUCUUUUGAAGGAGCUUUUUAUUAAAAAGCCAGUGAAAUAUAUGGUACCCCUUUGGUCUGUCUAUGUAAGAGGAAUAUAAAUAACUACAUAUAUAACACUACCAUUUGUUGUUGAGGCUAGUUAACCACUGAUUUCAAGUAGCAACCAUUUGAACUACUAUAGCAAAAAAAUUAAAUAAAUAAACACAUUUAGCAAAGUAUUAGCCAGAUAAGAAGAAAAAAAAAUAUUCACGUAUGUAAUGGCAUGUAUAAUCUAUACAGUGUGGAUGUGUUAUACUGUGUAUGCAUAAAACCCAAUCUUGUCCUUACAAAGCAUGGUUGCGUGAGGUAGAUACUGUAAAGACUGUAACCUUGGUUUUCCUAUUUUUUUUUUUUUCUUGAGGUUUAUCAUAUUUCCUAAAUGAUGUCUUAUUAAAAAAUGUAAUAAGAAGUCGGUCAUGCAUGGGUAAAAGUUUAAAAGAUGGCCAGUUGUCUGGCUUGCAAGCAGUUAUAUGUUGGGAGUGGAACUUCUGGUUUAAUAUUCUGUGGUUUUCUCUUGUCUGUUUAAAUCACAUUCCAUGGUUUUAUAUCAUUCUAACAUGUAAAAAUGCAUUAUGGAAAUUGAUUAGGUUAUACAUGUUUUACAUGAGCUAAAACACUCCCAAUUUGUAAACUGAACAUGCAUUUUUAUUAAAUCUGCCCUCGCAGCUCAGCUGGAAGCCAGCAUUUUUAAUGACGAAAUACAAACUGCUUUAUUGACAAUAAAAUACCAUUCGAUGUCUCAUUUACUUUUCAAUAUCUCCAAUUAGAAACAGCAAAUUGGUCCCAGUCCCCUAACUGAUGGAAAUGUGUACAAUCCACUUCAGUGUCUGUUCUUUAAACAAACACAUUUCUAAACAGGGACAAAGAACCAUAGGUACCGAAGUGUUUUUUUUUAGGCAUUCACAUUGAGAAAGUGUCUGCAUUAAAUUCACUGAUGUGAACUAAUACACUCUUAACAUAUCGUACAAGAGCCUCUUUUAACACAGGAUUGGGCGCCCUGCAGCUUUAAUAGGCUGUUUCCAGAAUAAUACAUGUUUAAUUAAAUACAAAAAGAAGAAAAAAAACAGUCAACUUCUUCGUGUUUUCCUGGUCUUGACUUCAAUUUGCCAUGGGAAAAUAAUGACCAUAAUGAGUAUGGUUAACUGUGAAGCACCUUGCUAUGGUCACUAGGGCUAAUGAAUGGAAAAGUUCCCAGAAUAGAAAUUAGAUGAAGCAAUUUCCUGUGAUAAUACCUUUGCCCAUGCCAUGGCUGUUUUCUACAGACAUUAAACAUUUGACACAAAUGGGAGUAUGUAAUAACUAGAGAAUAUAGAGCUGGUUACAUAGUUCAGCCAUACUGGGACUGUUUCUCCCAAAACAAAGACCAUUGAACAAUCUUUUGUAGGUCUUUGCUAAAAAAAAUGUACUGUAAUGCAAGACUUGAACAAUACAUUUUAAUAGUUGUACUGGCCCAGUUUAAUGUUGAAGUACUUGGAGUACAAAACAAGAAAAUCAAAUUUAAAAAAAAUUAACUUCCAGAGAUUAGUCCGUGUGUAUGAAUAUUGCCUCCGGUAUUUUAAACAAACAAACAAAAAAAAAUAAUAAAAAAAAAUAAUAAUAACUUAGGUAAAAACCUUUUUCAGUUCUGAUAUGUAAUUUAAGCGCUUUUUACCAUAAGUGUUAUUUAAGUUUUAUUGAUUGAUGUUUAUUCUUAAAUAGAGGAACUUUUCUGGUUGAACUGAAGUUGGAUGCUUCUUUGAGCUUCAGGGAGCAUUUCAGAACACAAGUCUGUGGGAUUUUUUUGUUUUUAUAAGAGCUUUGUAACAUUUUCUUUCACUUAGGACGAGGCAAAGCAAAACACACUGACAGAUGUGAAAAGUGGCCAAGUCUGACUUAAAUACUUACAAAGAUAUUAACUGAUUGCAAUGGACCACAUUUGAGAACUAUCGGUCUAGAGAAGGGUUUGGUGUGUAAAAUGUAAAACAUUUUAGAAAAUUGUGAAAUAAUUUAGCUCUGAACUGCAUUGUAUGCCUGUCGACUCUAGACACAGAACUGGUCUAGAACAGGUUUAGCAGUAAAACAAUUGGAUUCCAGAAUGAGUCAAUGGGGAAAGCUGCUGCUAUGGUAAUGCCAGCCUCUAAAAUAUACACACAUCCCGGCACUGCUUCCUAUCUCAUUGCGCUCCUGGUAACUCUCUGGCCUGUAUUAGUUAUCAAAAUUAUAGCACUGCUGUAGCUUUGUUUACAGCUUCUAUGUACACACACAAUUUCUUCUUAAUUUGUCAAGGCAUCUUGGGGAGCACUUAAAUAAUACAAUUGUUUGGUUUUCUUUGUCAGAAAUGGCCACCUUUUUUACAUCUGUUAUUGCUCUUAGAUUGCCACGUGUCCAUGUGGUGUCCUAUGCAGUAUAUUGAUAUUUCAAGCAACGUAAUGUGCGUUUCUAAUGUUCCUAUAAUAAUGACAGUUUAACAGAUUUGUUUCUCCGUUCGUUCCAAACUGUGAUGUUUUUCAGGUGUGCGGAAGUAGGACGUGAAAUAAAAUUAGAACUUUCUAAAUUCAUUUGGAACUUUGUGUGUCUAGAUGAAAUUGUCAAGGAAAUAAGAAUAAAAAAUAGAAACAAAACACAUUUUAGGAAGAGGUUUUCCAGGAAAACAUUUGAAAUAGUGACAAAAGAUUACAUUUGGUACAUAAAAAUACAAUUUAAUGUGCAUCUCUUCUUUCAAAUCUGACCAGGUUAAAUACAGCUUUAAUACACCGAAAAAAUAACAGGGAUGUGCAGGUUGGCAAAAAAACUAAUCUUUUUUUAAAAAAAAAUUUUUUAAUUUUUUUUUUACUGAUACAAAUAUUGUGUUGCUUGGAAUGUUUAAUGGCACAGGGCUGAACAGAUUAUGAAAGAUUUACACUAUUAAGUUCAGAUUUUAUUUAAUUCUAUUUCAAUUGCAGCUUUGGAACUUAAUUUAAAUUUUAUAUUAGAACACUAAUUGUGAAGCAAAAAGUGGAAAUUCAAGAAUGUCUUCCAAACUUUUUUCUAGAGUGUUUGAAGAAACAGCACCUAUGAAGCGGAAAGACCCACACAGUCUAGGCUUGUGAAUAUGAAGUGCACAUCUGGUUUUAUUAUUGUUUUUGUUUUUGAAGAUCAGUUAGUGAUCUCUGUGACAGAAUUAAGCCAAGUUUGUAAUUGUAUGAUAUUUACUGUAAGAUGUAGAACAUUCAAUAACUAUUAAAAAUCUUUCCAAAAAACAAAA
Acipenser ruthenus (sterlet) is the source of this 6332-nucleotide messenger RNA. Its product is annotated as protein FAM168A-like. NCBI's taxonomy places the organism in Eukaryota, Metazoa, Chordata, Actinopteri, Acipenseriformes, Acipenseridae. The record is from RefSeq and is a predicted model, not a curated record. The transcript is spliced from 11 exons. The coding region runs from base 220 to 1143 and encodes 307 amino acids. Gene Ontology annotation, biological process: positive regulation of base-excision repair.